GGGCGUAGGCGAGGGUAAGAGCGAGAGCGAAAGCGCAGCUCACUGAAAGCUCACUGCGCCGGGCUAUCAUCAUGAGUGAUCAAGCUUUGAGCUUCUUGAAGGACUUUCUAGCGGGUGGCGUGGCCGCUGCUGUCUCCAAGACCGCGGUCGCCCCUAUCGAGAGGGUGAAAUUGUUGCUGCAGGUCCAGCAUGCCAGCAAACAGAUUAGUGCUGAGAAGCAGUACAAAGGGAUCAUUGAUUGUGUGGUGAGAAUCCCCAAGGAGCAGGGCUUUCUCUCCUUCUGGAGGGGUAACCUGGCCAAUGUGAUCCGUUAUUUCCCCACCCAAGCUCUCAACUUCGCCUUCAAAGACAAGUACAAGCAGAUCUUCCUGGGGGGCGUGGACCGGCAUAAGCAGUUCUGGCGCUACUUUGCUGGUAACCUGGCUUCUGGUGGGGCAGCUGGGGCCACCUCCCUCUGCUUUGUGUACCCACUGGACUUUGCUAGGACCAGGUUGGCUGCUGACGUGGGCAAGGGUGCUGCCCAACGCGAGUUCACUGGUCUGGGAAACUGUAUUACCAAGAUCUUCAAGUCUGAUGGCCUGAGGGGUCUCUACCAGGGUUUCAACGUCUCUGUCCAGGGCAUCAUUAUCUACAGGGCUGCCUACUUCGGAAUCUAUGAUACUGCCAAGGGGAUGCUGCCUGAUCCCAAGAAUGUGCACAUAAUUGUGAGCUGGAUGAUUGCACAGAGUGUGACAGCAGUCGCGGGGCUGGUGUCCUACCCUUUUGACACCGUUCGCCGUAGGAUGAUGAUGCAGUCUGGCCGGAAAGGGGCUGACAUUAUGUACACUGGGACAAUCGACUGCUGGAGGAAGAUUGCAAAAGAUGAAGGAGGCAAAGCUUUCUUCAAAGGUGCCUGGUCCAAUGUAUUGAGAGGCAUGGGCGGUGCUUUUGUAUUGGUAUUGUAUGAUGAGAUCAAAAAGUACGUCUAAUGUAAUUAAAACUCAUGUUCACUGGUUCCAGAUCCAUUGUGUGGUUUAAUAGACUUUUCCUAGGAGAAGUGAAAAGACAGAUCUGGAAUAAAACCAGAUUGAAAGGAAUAUCUCAGAAAAAAAAAAAAAAUUCUUCACUAAGUGUUCAUUAAACCACAAAUGUAUUUUGUAUUUAUUUUACAUUUGAAGUUCCACAGCUAAUAUAAAAUAACUUAUCAUACUUGUACAACUAACUGAAGAACUGAUCAUGAAUAACUAAAUGUAAAACAUCAAUAAAGACCACUUAAUGCAUGUUCUCUAA
Messenger RNA from Orycteropus afer afer, 1269 nucleotides. RefSeq names its product solute carrier family 25 member 4 (gene SLC25A4). NCBI's taxonomy places the organism in Eukaryota, Metazoa, Chordata, Mammalia, Tubulidentata, Orycteropodidae. Gene Ontology annotation, cellular component: mitochondrial inner membrane. Gene Ontology annotation, molecular function: ATP:ADP antiporter activity. The record is from RefSeq and is a predicted model, not a curated record. Gene Ontology annotation, biological process: mitochondrial ADP transmembrane transport; mitochondrial ATP transmembrane transport.